This is a messenger RNA of Triplophysa dalaica, 837 nucleotides long. RefSeq names its product chemokine XC receptor 1-like. Gene Ontology annotation, biological process: phospholipase C-activating G protein-coupled receptor signaling pathway; positive regulation of Rho protein signal transduction. The record is from RefSeq and is a predicted model, not a curated record. The coding region runs from base 1 to 837 and encodes 278 amino acids. The transcript has a single exon. Gene Ontology annotation, molecular function: G protein-coupled receptor activity. Gene Ontology annotation, cellular component: membrane. NCBI's taxonomy places the organism in Eukaryota, Metazoa, Chordata, Actinopteri, Cypriniformes, Nemacheilidae.
AUGAAGAACUCUACAGUGAACUUCACCACAUCUGAAGCUUCAUUUGAGUCCAGUGAUGUACUGCUGAGACUGCAGAUGUCUGUGUACAGCAUCAAUGUUCUAUUCGGUCUUCCGACACACUCCUUUAUUAUAUGGCUCAUCAUCACAGGAACGGGAAGUGGAAUUCCUUCGGACUUCUUCAUUCUUAAUCUCUCUGUUUGUGAGAUUGGUAUCUGUUUAAAUAGUGUGAUCACAUUAUUUUUGUAUUAUUUUUCGAUUUCAAAUCUAUUAGGAUUAAUAAACUUUUUAAUAGGACUGAGCAUCACCGGUCGUCCUCUGUUUCAGUGUCUGAUCUGUGUCGAGCGUUACCUGGCAGUGGUUCAUCCUGUAACCUUUCUGAAGUACAAACCUCUCAGAUAUAGAAUCAUGUGCUGCACUGCUGCGUGGAUCAUAAAUCUUGCCUCCUGUUUGUGCAUGUUUGGUAUAAUCUCAUCGAAUAUUGUUUUUUUUGUAAAGUGUUACUCUAUUCAGUUCCUCAUCUUUCUCUCUAUCCAGUUGUUCUGUUGUCUGGCUGUUCUCAGAGCUCUGAAGCAGUCAGGACCAGGAGAGAAAGGGAGAGAGAGAGAGGAGGAAAACCACAUGAAGAGAAGAGCGUUUCAUCUCAUUCUCAUUACUGCUGUGAAUUUGGUUGUCACUUAUCUCCCAUUUACAAUAUCCGGAUUCUAUUAUGGUCUUUCAAAACAGUAUAUUUUAGAACUUUUCACCUUUUCUUUUCAUUUGUUCAUUUUUGGUGGCUUUGUUCAGCCUUUUCUUUAUCUGCAUCGUGCUGGAAAACUCUGCUUCUUGUGUUCACCAUAA